Gongylonema pulchrum is the source of this 410-nucleotide messenger RNA. Lineage: Eukaryota; Metazoa; Nematoda; Chromadorea; Rhabditida; Gongylonematidae. The record is from the annotation of a GenBank genome assembly.
AUGCACGUCCUCUUUUCUUGCACUUGCCUCUUUCUUGCUGGAAACUAUUUGAUUGCAUCGCAGCCAACUUGGGAAGGUCGUGGAUGGUGGAUUCCGCCGUUCAAUGGCAAUCCUGUUUGGUCAGCACUUGUCGCAUUCAUACCAGCUCUUCUUGCAUGUAUCCUAAUCUUUAUGGACCAACAGAUUACCACUGUUAUAGUGAACCGAAAGGAAAAUAAGCUCAAAAAGGGUUGCGGUUAUCAUUUGGAUUUGUGUGUUUUGGCUUUUUUGAUACUUGUGGUAGGUGCACUCGGACUGCCUAUCUAUGUGGCUGCCACUGUUCUUUCAAUAAAUCAUGUUAAUUCGCUGAAACUCGAGUCCGAAUCAAGGGCACCGGGUGAAGUUGCUCAGUUCAUUGGCGUUCGGUAAAU